This is a messenger RNA of Selaginella moellendorffii, 731 nucleotides long. RefSeq names its product 3-hexulose-6-phosphate isomerase. The coding region runs from base 3 to 608 and encodes 201 amino acids. Gene Ontology annotation, molecular function: carbohydrate derivative binding; isomerase activity. The record is from RefSeq and is a predicted model, not a curated record. The transcript has a single exon. Lineage: Eukaryota; Viridiplantae; Streptophyta; Lycopodiopsida; Selaginellales; Selaginellaceae. Gene Ontology annotation, biological process: carbohydrate derivative metabolic process.
CCAUGGAUUCCUCGUCUUCUCUAUCCGCCAUGGCGUCCGCGGCGCUGGGAGAGAUUUCCAAGGUAUUUGAGCGCGCCCAGGAGCUGGGUCUUGAUCCGGUGGGGAGAAUGGUGCGUGAGAUUGGCGCCGGGAGGGAUCGCGAUAGGCAAAUCGUGCUCUACGGCGUCGGGCGCGAGGGAUUGAUGCUCAAGGCCCUGGCGAUGCGAUUGUUUCAUCUAGGGCUCAAGGCAAGCUGCGUGGGCGACAUGGGCGCGCCGCGAAUUGGCGCUGGCGACCUCCUCAUCUGCAGCGCGGGGCCAGGCCCCGGGAGCUUCGCGACCGUGGACGGGAUCCUACGUGUCGCGAAUAAGGACGGGGCACGUGUCAUGCUGCUGACAGCGCAGCGGGUGGAUGACAUUGCAGGGGUAGAUUCGCUUGUUGUGCUGCCAGCAAGGACGAUGGCGGACGACGUGACUAGCGGGAGCGGUGACGUGGCGGGCGUCCUUCCAAUGGGUAGCGUGUACGAGGGAGCUCUGUUCGUGCUAUUCGAGCUGGUGGUGCUGGAAUUGCGCGCCAAGCUGGGUGAGAGCGUGGAGAGCAUGCGAGCACGACACACGAAUCUCGAGUAGAGCUUAAUAAUGAUAUGGCUCGGAUUAAGGUUAAUUUGUGAUAUGGUGACAAAAUUUAUAGUUGUAUAUCUAGUAUUUUAUCAAAAUUUUCUUUGUGCCAAUAUUUUAAUAAGUUUGUGCUUA